AUGGUCCGCCUCCGUCUCGGUGCGAACCAGUCUGGCCUUGGAGGCGGUCCUCCUGGUCAGGGAGGCGACAACAAGGACAAGAAGGAUCCCAAGAAGGAUAAGCCCAAGUACGAGCCUCCGCCACAGCCUACUACCCGCAUCGGCCGCAAGAAGAGAAAGCAGGCCGGCCCUAACGCUGCUGCAAAACUCCCUAAUGUCUAUCCUACCGCUCGCUGCAAGCUCCGAUACCUGCGCAUGCAGCGCAUCCACGACCAUCUGUUACUAGAGGAGGAAUACGUUGAAAACCAGGAGAGACUGCGCAAAGCCAGAGCUGCUACCACUCAACAGCCAUCCGCCACUGCUGAUAGCGAUGCUCUGGACCGCAACGCCGACGAGAGAAGCCGUGUUGACGACAUGAGAGGCAGCCCUAUGGGUGUCGGCAACCUUGAGGAGCUUAUCGACGACGACCACGCCAUUGUUUCGUCUGCUACUGGCCCCGAAUAUUAUGUCAGCAUCAUGUCCUUUGUCGACAAGGACCUGCUUGAACCUGGCGCCAGCGUUCUUCUGCAUCACAAAUCCGUCUCGGUCGUUGGUGUCUUGACAGAUGACGCCGACCCUCUCGUCUCUGUCAUGAAGCUCGACAAGGCCCCUACCGAAUCAUAUGCCGACAUCGGUGGCUUGGAACAGCAAAUUCAAGAAGUCCGUGAAGCUGUCGAGUUGCCCUUACUCCAUCCCGAGCUGUAUGAGGAGAUGGGUAUCAAGCCGCCAAAGGGUGUCAUCCUUUACGGUGCUCCCGGAACUGGAAAGACCCUACUUGCCAAGGCCGUCGCAAACCAAACCAGCGCUACCUUCCUGCGCAUCGUCGGUAGUGAACUGAUUCAGAAGUACUUGGGUGACGGUCCCAGACUCGUGAGACAGCUCUUCCAAGUCGCCGCCGAGCAUGCCCCCAGUAUUGUCUUCAUCGAUGAAAUUGAUGCUGUCGGUACGAAACGUUACGACUCCACUUCCGGUGGUGAGCGUGAAAUUCAACGUACUAUGCUUGAGCUUCUGAACCAGCUCGAUGGUUUUGAUGAUCGUGGUGAUGUCAAGGUCAUCAUGGCCACCAACAAGAUUGACACAUUGGAUCCUGCACUUAUCAGACCUGGCCGUAUCGACCGCAAGAUUCUCUUCGAGAACCCAGACCAAAACACCAAGCGCAAGAUCUUCACCCUCCACACCUCUAAAAUGUCCUUGGCCGAUGAUGUUGACUUAGAAGAGUUCAUCAACCAGAAGGAUGACCUUUCAGGUGCUGACAUUCGUGCCAUGUGCAGUGAAGCUGGUCUCAUGGCAUUGAGAGAGCGCAGAAUGAGAGUGAACAUGGCCGACUUCAGACAGGCCAGAGAGAGCGUGCUCAAGACCAAGAGCGAGGGCGAGCCUGAGGGUCUUUAUUUGUAG
Molecule: messenger RNA, 1413 nt
Organism: Aureobasidium melanogenum CBS 110374
Lineage: Eukaryota; Fungi; Ascomycota; Dothideomycetes; Dothideales; Saccotheciaceae
Product: 26S protease regulatory subunit 4
Exons: 4
Coding region: 1-1413 (470 amino acids)
Biological process (GO): proteasome-mediated ubiquitin-dependent protein catabolic process
Cellular component (GO): proteasome regulatory particle, base subcomplex
Molecular function (GO): ATP hydrolysis activity; ATP binding; proteasome-activating activity
Source: RefSeq, a predicted model, not a curated record